Molecule: messenger RNA, 421 nt
Organism: Laccaria bicolor S238N-H82
Lineage: Eukaryota; Fungi; Basidiomycota; Agaricomycetes; Agaricales; Hydnangiaceae
Exons: 1
Coding region: 1-192 (63 amino acids)
Source: RefSeq, a predicted model, not a curated record
AUGGGAAAGACUCUGUGGAGGUCACAUGGAGAGGGUGCCAUUGAAGAGCACAUGAAGCCAAAGCCCAAGGGGGUCUGUGAGCUGAUUAAGGUUGUUGCUAGGUUUCUUGCUCGAGGAUACAAGGGAAAUAGCAGGACAGGUACUUCCUGGGAUGGACACCAACAAUCAAACUGCAGGAGAGAACUUAUAUGAGUCAGACAACAACAAUUUCUGGAUUAGAUUUUGAUAUACUAUAUGUUACAUGUUUCAUACACAGCUCUACAGGGUAGAAUGCCUGAAAUACCUCGAACUUUCGUUUCGAAGUGGAUGCACGCGCGAUUUGCCAGUUUCGAGGUGGCUGUGCACUGACUAAGCAGCCGCAACCAUUUAGGGAUGGUGCGCCUCUCCAAGAUAUGGUCUACGAUUAUGCAGUUAGCUGUCA